AUGCAUGAUUAUCUGGAUUUACGGACGCUGAAGGUUGUUUUACUUCUUCUACGUCAAUCUAUAACAACGGUAAGAUAUGUUAUUUCUCAAAAAGAUGACAUAGAAUUUAGUAAAGAUUUAGCUGUAAAAAUCAAUGGUUAUAUUACUCAUGUUAAAAGUUAUAAUGGUUACAAUACUGUGUACAUAAUGAAAACCAACAUAAUUGCCUACUCCAGUAUCCGCAUUAAUACAUGCAGCUACAAUGGUUACAGCUGGAGUAUACUUAUUAAUUCGUUCAUCUCCUUUAAUUGA
This is a messenger RNA of Clonostachys byssicola, 291 nucleotides long. The record is from the annotation of a GenBank genome assembly. NCBI's taxonomy places the organism in Eukaryota, Fungi, Ascomycota, Sordariomycetes, Hypocreales, Bionectriaceae.